CGUGCAGACAGUAACAGGACCCAAGUAACACCAGCCCAACAGAGAUAAGCAGAAGAAGGUCCGCGAAUAAGAGGGCAACCCUCGAAGGCCUGUGUUUUUCCCCGCAAUCUCCCGAUAUCUCGAUCACUUGCCAGGAUUCGGGUUGUUCCUCUUCCCCCUCUCUCUCAGCCCUGAUAUCUAAUCAGAUUUGCGUUUCAAGUAUUCCAAUCUCUGCAUACGCACAUAUACUCAUACAGGGGAGGGAGGGAUCUACUCAGAAACGCAGAGAGAAUGUCGAAGAAGAAGGCUUUCAGUGGCAGCACUAUGACUCUUAAGGACUUUCAUGGCGGUUCUAUUCCAUCUGAUCUUCCUCUCCCUUCUGCUCCUGGUGUAAUUGUUAGGUCUUCGGAGUGGUCUGGUUACGACCGACCAAAUUCAUGGGGAGGGUCAAUGGGUCGUCCCGAUCACCGGGCCAGGCCUAAUUCGUCCCCUGCCACUAGGCAUUUUGAUGAUAAGGCCCCUUUUCUUAGUCAUACAGCACAGAUAGGUCGUCAUUUCGAUGAGGACGAACGCAAGCCUUUAGACGGUGUUUCGGCUCCACGCCGAACAGUUGGUGAUGAGAGCUUUAGGUUCCCACCGAGUAGGAUGGAACUUAAGCCGGAGCCUGUGUUGAGUGGGAGGGUGUCAGGUUCAGCUUCAGCUUCAGGGGUGCAGGUUGCAAGUUCAUACUCAGGGAGAGUAAGCGAUGGGGCUCAUGUGGGGGCAAGUGUGCAGAAUGCAGGGGUUAAUACUGGGCAGAGCGUUGGAGGGUCAUACCCAAAUGUAUGGGCAGCCAGGAAGGAGAUGGUGGUGGAUGUUAAUGAGCCAGCUCAAUCUGCAUGGUCAGGAGCAAGUGCUGUCUCAAAGUUAGCUCUUGCCAGUGCUCUUGAAAAGGUGUCUUCAGGCAGAUGGCAGACAAAGCCUGCCAUUCACUAUCAGCCAGAUGUUGAGGUUAUUGAGCACUUGGAAACAGAAAAGGGUGUGGCUUCCAUAGUUGAUGAUGGUUAUGCAUGCAAUAAGAUGGAUGCAGUAGGUGGGGGGGAAUAUCCUGAUGUGACAUUGGCAAGGCAUGUGGAAAGGAAUAUGGUCAUUCAGGAUGGGAUUCAAAAUGACAGAAAGGAGUAUGUUGAUCAUGAAAAGGCCAGGGCUGCUUCGUUUUCGGAAUUGAGAGAUAGGAACCCAUCAGUGCAUGGCGAGAGGGUUCAAUCACCACGUCCUGAUGUCAGAUUUAGUAGGUCUGAAAUGCAACCCCCUGUGCAGUCUGAACCAUCAGAGCGGCCUAAGGUGAAGUUGCUUCCAAGAACAAAGCCAUCAGAAAAUUUGGAUUCUCCUACUCUUGAUCACAAACAGGGAUACCAAAAGCUGAGUAACUCUGCCAAUGGUCAUUUUGAAACUAGUGAAUGGCAUGGAAGUGUCAGUGCUGCGAAAUCUGGGUUAGCUAAUUUGGAGAGUGAUUAUCAGGUGAUAGAGCGCCCAAAAUUGAAUUUGAAGCCACGGUCACAGCCUGUUGACAAAUCAGAAGGGAACACAGAAAGGUUUGCAUUAUUUGGUGGUGCUCGCCCUCGUGAAGUGGUUCUGAAGGAGCGUGGAAUUGACAGUGCUGCAAUUAGUAACCAUAGCGUGGGUCAGCAGCCAGAUAGGGUCAUGCUUAAUGUUUCCAAGAUUGAAAGAGUCCCUGAGCAUGCAGUUCCUAUUCGUCAUGGUGAAAGGACUGACAAUAUUCAUCCAGAUCAAAGGACAGGAAAGAAAAUUGAAAAGAAGGAUCAGAAAAUGGAUGUUGAGAGAGUUGAUAAACAGAGGAGGAAUUGGCGAAGUGAGAACUGGAGAAACAGCAGAGAGACUGAGAGGCAGCAGCAACCUCAAUUGCAGCAGGAGAGGCCUCCUUCACCAGAGACCUGGCGAAAACCAGUUGAACAACCAAAACCAGCCUCUCCUGAUGCUACUGGUCUGCGUUAUGGUAAAACAGCUUCAGCCUUGGAGCUUGCCCAAGCAUUCUCAAGGUCAUUCUCUGAUCCAAAAACAACUGAUAGAUAUUCUGGACAAAGAGGCCUCCCUGGCAAGACUCAAAUGCCCUUUUCACGGCUAACGGGCCCAACACCAAGGCAUCAAAUAAAUGGCUACUAAAUUUUGAGCGGUCUUAUGGCCAAUUAGGAAUCUGGUGUUAAGAAGAUUGUGCCUCUGAUAUUUAAGCCUUUGUUAGAUGCGAGCUGUUGCAAUCAUCUGUCACUCAGCGAAUGAGUUUGCACAAUUGAUGGCCAUUUGAAGUCUAGUGGAAUGCUCCAGCUUCUUCUGAUGCCAUCUUCACUUUGUAAACUCACGUCCUUUAUAACCUUUUUUCUUUUAAUCUCAAUAACUGUAUGCCUCCUUUUUUAGGAGAGAGUGAUAUUGGUUGCUUAUUUUUACAUUGAAAAUUUAGGCAUUUGUUUCAUGAGCGUUAAGCGGUUUGCGACGUUUUUGCUAAGCAUGAAGCAAUAGAACAACUCGUUUAAGGUC
Molecule: messenger RNA, 2511 nt
Organism: Manihot esculenta (cassava)
Lineage: Eukaryota; Viridiplantae; Streptophyta; Magnoliopsida; Malpighiales; Euphorbiaceae
Exons: 6
Coding region: 271-2142 (623 amino acids)
Molecular function (GO): mRNA binding; translation initiation factor activity
Source: RefSeq, a predicted model, not a curated record